GUGAACAUUUUAAUUUCUUUCAAAUCGUUGGAUUAUUGUUGAUUAAUUAUCGCUAUUUUUUCUAUUAUAAAGAGUAACUUUACUCUUGAAUUUGGUUCCGUUUUAUUUUUCAAUCGAUAGAUUUCUGAUUCAAACUGACAUUUUUUCACCCAACAUUUUAAGAAAAAAAUUCUGUGUAAAGAAACGAAGAUGAGCAAAUUAUUUGUGAUCCUUAUAACUAUUUACCCUGCGUUAUUAGUGUCAGUAGAUGUGAAUAUGCACCAAACACUGGAAUCAACAAACGUUAAGAAAGACGAGAUAAUCCAACCACCAGAAUAUAAAAUAAAAGAGCUUCGCCACGCUAUCGAACGGGGUGAUGUGUCCAAAAUGAGAUCAUUGAUCAGCGAAGGAAUAAAUAUGAGUAUUCAACUUGAUAACGGAGACACUCCAAUACAUUUGGCUGCUAGGAAGGACAAUGUUGAUAUAGUAAAAUUACUCAUUGAUGAGGGUGUUAGUCCGAAGAUUUUGAAAAGCGAUAAUUCCACACCGCUUCACGACGCUGUCCAGAGUGGUAACGUGGAAGUUGCCAAAGUUCUCAUCGAACACGGCGCCGAUGUCAACGCCGAAAGCAACGAUGGAUGGACAGCACUUCGUAUGGCUGCUAGGGCAGGCCACGUCGAAGUUGCCAAAGUUCUCAUCGAACACGGCGCCGACGUCAAUGCCACAGACCUCUUUGGACGGACAGCACUUCAUUGGGCUGCUAUUAAAGGUAACGUGGAAGUUACCAAAGUUCUCAUUGAACACGGCGCCGACGUCAAUGCCAAAGACGUGGAUGGAUUGACAGCUCUUCUUUGGGCUUCACAGGCAGGAAGAGAUGAAACUAUUGAAUUCCUCAUAGAACACGGCGCCGAUGUCAACGCCAAAGACAAUGAUGGAUUGACAGCUCUUCUUUGGGCUUCACAGGAAGGAAAAGAUGAAACUAUUAAAUUCCUCAUAGAACACGGCGCCGACGUGAAAGCUACAACCAAAAACAUAGAGACAGCACUUCAUUAUGCUGCGCGGCAGGCACGUGUGGAACUUGUUGGACUUCUCAUCAAAAAAGGCGCCGACGUCAAUGCCAAAGAUAUUCGUGGAAAUACAGCACUUUAUUGGACUGUAGACGAUGAGCGUAAAACUGUUGUUAAACUACUUGAAGCUGAAGCUGAAAGAAUUCGGAGUCAAAAACGGACAUGGUAUCUCGAAAUUGAAGUAUUUGGAUGGCCUUUUGUGAUACUUUUCCUUUUUAUUAUCCCGAUUUUACUGGUUGCAAUGCAUUUACACGAUUUGACCUCACUUCAAAGUCGACUGCUGACAGGAAAAUUGAUCGGUGGUGGCAAUUUCGGUGAUGUGUACAUGGGAGAAUUGUUUCCAAUAAAUCCAUUUUCCGAAAAGAAAAAAGUUGCUGUGAAAACGAUCAAAAUCAGCAAAGGAACUGCCUCGAAAUUGGGGGGUACAACUGAAUUAUUGGCGGAAAUAAACAUUCUAAAAUGUUUGCCAAAACAUUGCAAUGUUGUUGGUUUUAUUGGGGCAUUCGGCAUUAGGAACGCUCUCAAUGGUGGAAUAAAGAUUCUUUAUGAAUUCUGCCCAUAUGGUGAUCUCAGAAGUUUCUUAAAGAAAAAUAAACCAACAAAACCUACAACACCAGGUUAUAUCCCUGACACAUUCUGUUCACCUUUAUCACCUUUAUCACCUACCUUCUCAUAUACAAAAACGGAUCUGCUUAGUUGGGCGGCUCAAGUGGCAAGAGGCUUAUUAUGUUUGGCUUCGAAUAAACCUCCUAUCAUACAUCGUGAUCUAGCUGCUAGAAACAUUCUCCUUUGUGAUAAUGAAACGGUUAAAAUUGGUGAUUUCGGUCUAUCACGGACACUGAACGGAAGUGAAUAUUAUAAAAAAGGGGGUUCGGCUCCUGAUCCAGUUCCAUGGAUGGCCAUCGAGUCUCGUCAAGAUUCAGGAAUGGAACAGAAAUUCAGUGUAAAAUCUGAUGUUUGGUCGUUCGGUGUCGUAAUUUGGGAAUUAUUUUCGGAUGGAGAUGAUCCAACUUAUUUUACAAUCGAACAAUUGAAAAAUGGCACCCGAUUACCACAACCAAAAAGGGCUACGGAAGAAAUGUAUAGCCUCAUGUUGUCAUGCUGGCAGGAAAAACCAGAAGAUCGUAUAACAUCUGAUGAUUUAGAGAAAAUACUUUCAAAAAUGCAUUCGGAUGCACUGGAAGAUGAUGGACACAUAGAUAACGAUGAUGAAAGCUUAAUAACCGUGAGAGUAGAUGAAGCAAACACAGGAGUCAGUGCAAUCAUAAAUUUGCCAGAGAGGACAUCCGAUGCAACAGAGGAAAAUGGUUCCAGUUUGAGCUAAAAUUCACCUUCAUAAUAAUCAAUACAGCCAUUCUUAUACAUUCAAAGUUGCAGUUUUGUAAUGAUUGGAACAUCGCGUUCUCACACGGAACAGAUAUUUCGAUUGAUGAAAUUGAGCGUAGAGUAUGUUUCAUGGAUUUUGUUGUGGAAGAUGAGAUUCGAUUUCUUUCGACUUCCAACUGUUCCAUGGAGAUAGAUUGGUGUUUGGGCGGGUUGUCGUAGUUUUUUUACCCAAAUGAUUUGAGAAAUCUGUCAUCUCUGAUCAAUUACGCGAGAAACGACAACAACCCAAGGAUUGUAAAUCCACUCUCUUUUAACGCAAACAAAAUCAUCAAAAGCUUACUCGACGCUCAGUCUCACCCAUACUUUUGAUAUAGAUAUUUCCUUACUGAAGAACAGAAGUGAAUAAGCAUUGUACUUAUGUUAACUCAGGCUUGAAGAAAUUGGAUUCAAAUUUGAAUUUAGAAACUACACCUCAAAAUCGAAGAAAGAUUGUGCAUUACUGUAAUCGAUAGUCUACUUAAAUAAAAAGUUUUACGAGCGUAAAACGGACUUUUCCGCACGUUUUAUAUGCUUAGAGGUCAAUAAAAUACAUUUGAAUGAAAAAAAUGAGAUAAAAGAUAAUGGCCAGCAUAUUAUAACACCAUCAUAUUUAAUGACAGCUGACCGAGAGAGAGCCAAAGUAAUCAUGUAAAAUGACCCAUAAAGUAUAUUUUUAAAUGAAAAAAAGUUGAAAAUAAAAAUUAAAAA
Molecule: messenger RNA, 3119 nt
Organism: Sitodiplosis mosellana (orange wheat blossom midge)
Lineage: Eukaryota; Metazoa; Arthropoda; Insecta; Diptera; Cecidomyiidae
Product: ankyrin-1-like
Exons: 17
Coding region: 190-2370 (726 amino acids)
Biological process (GO): positive regulation of kinase activity; multicellular organism development; cell surface receptor protein tyrosine kinase signaling pathway
Cellular component (GO): signaling receptor complex; nucleus
Molecular function (GO): protein binding; transmembrane receptor protein tyrosine kinase activity; ATP binding
Source: RefSeq, a predicted model, not a curated record